AUGAGCUUUGCCAGUAGUAUUUUGCUGCUAUGUUGCUUGGCAUUUUUUGCUGAACCUGGCGAAGCCUUUCAAUCUAGCUCCUGGAAGGCCCAAUGUAGUAAUCUGAGAAUACAGCCGCCAGCUACGAAUGUCGCCCUGCCUUCUAAGCAGUCCAUAUGUUCAACCGCCGCAACAACAAUACCUGUCACUCGCUGUUACUAUUAUAGCACAGAUUCGAGUGCAGAUGGAGAUUCAUCACAGCAGGCUACCAUUCGCCAGAAUGACUCUCACCUUCAGAGCUCUAUCAUCGCGCACGACUGGCAAACAGGUUCUGGUUCUAGUACUUUCUUGCAAUUGUCCUCAUCACCCAUGCCAUCCCCAUUCCCGCUGGCGUCUGAGAUUCAGUUCCGUUCGAAACCUUCUUCCCUAAAGACAUCCCAGCAAGAAGAAUACCAAAAGAGGAUACAGGAUUGGGCCGAUCUCUAUACCUCUGUCGAAGGUCUUCGCAAUCAUUUUGGACGAAACGCAAACCGUCUCUGGGGUGACUUGGACGCAGUCACCGCUCGUCGAAUCUAUCAGACACUGCUUCCAACUGCUCUUUUGUGGCUGGCUCAAACCGGAGUUCAACCUCAAGACCUGGCGCCACUGGCCUAUCAGGCCCGCAAGGCAGCAAAAUUAUACAUUCGAGAGAGAAGUCAGUUGCCCGCUCGAGUAGGAGCUCAUCUGAUCGAUGGGAUUCGACAAUUUCGCAAGCACGGAAAGUUCCAAACGCAAGGGAUGACAUAUGAACAGAUCUGGCAAAAGUACCGUAAGGUUAUCAUGGACGAACAAAACAUAGAAGAGUUUCCAUCUAGUGACAGCUUAGAGGAAGAAGAUGUGGUGGUACAAAUCUGCUACAAGAUUCUGGAAAAGAGUUGCACCACCAACAGCUAUAUUGAUGAGCUCUUCGCUUCUUCUAACGACGAGGGAUUGGGAAAGGAGCUUCAACAAAUCUCUGCAAUCCUCGAAACCGAUGUCCAUCGAUUGCUGGAUCCCGUUGUUGGAAUUCCUUUUCCAUCAGCUGUGGUGAAUAUGCCAACAGCUAGUGCAACCAAGAACACAUCACAAGAACAGCGGCACUUGAUUAGGCGCUACCACAUGUUGAAACGCAUUGCUCGAGUCAAGCAACGACUCUUGCUUCAGCACCGAUCCAAAAAACACAAGGCAGCUACUGUACAUACAUGA
Cylindrotheca closterium is the source of this 1203-nucleotide messenger RNA. NCBI's taxonomy places the organism in Eukaryota, Bacillariophyta, Bacillariophyceae, Bacillariales, Bacillariaceae. The record is from the annotation of a GenBank genome assembly.